AUGGUCCCAACGCUUCUCCUGCAGGGUAUCCUGAUUGCCUGUACAUGUGCAUUCCCAGUCUUCGAGCAACAACCGCUGGGCUUGGAGCCUCCGCAAUCCAAUGCUGAUUCUGAUGGAGUGAAUACAAUCAAAAAGCUCCCGCGAGGGCUUCAGGGGCGCUUCCUGCAUAUAACGGAUUUUCACCCUGACCCGCAUUACAAAGUUGGAAGCUCUAGUGAGGAUGGUGACCCGUGCCAUCGAGGCAAAGAUCGCACAGGCUCUACUGGGUACUUUGGUGCUGCAGGGUCGGACUGCGACUCGCCAUUCUCCCUCGUCAACGAGACAUUCAGCUGGAUAGAGAAGAAUCUGAAAGACAGCAUCGACUUCGUCAUCUGGACUGGAGAUUCUGCUCGCCAUGAUAAUGACGAAAAGGUCCCACGCACGGAGGAUGAGGUUGUUCGCCUGAACGAGAUUCUGGCAGACAAGUUUGUCAAUGUCUUCAAGGAUAAGCGACUCCCCAACGGGCUUUCCAUUCCGGUCGUGCCUACGUUUGGGAACAAUGAUAUCAUGCCUCAUAACAUAUUCAAGGCUGGACCGAACCGCUGGACAAGGAGGUUUGAAAACAUCUGGGGUAAAUUUAUACCAGAGCAUCAGCUCCAUACAUUCGUGGAAGGUGGCUGGUUCACCAGCGAGGUCAUCCCGGGCAAAUUAUCGGUCAUUAGCCUGAAUACCAUGUACUUCUUUGACUCCAACUCGGCAGUCGAUGGGUGCGCAGCCAAAUCCGAGCCUGGAUAUGAACACAUGGAAUGGCUUCGGGUUCAACUUCAGUUAAUGCGCAACCGUGACAUGAAGGCCAUUCUCAUUGGACAUGUACCUCCCGCUCGGACGGACAGCAAGCGGAAUUGGGACGAGACAUGCUGGCAGAAGUACGCGCUUUGGGUUCAUCAAUAUCGUGACGUGAUCGUUGGUAGCGCCUAUGGUCAUAUGAACAUCGACCAUUUCAUCCUCCAGGACCAUCACGAGGUGGAUAUUGCUGAUAACAAUGAGGAUGCUGUAUCCACCAGGACAUCAGAGGACGCUACUGGAGACAUCUCGAUCCAGUCCCGAUCAGGCUAUCUCAAUAGUCUCAGGAAAGAGUGGACUAAGAUGCCAUCACCGCCAGCCGAUACAUUCACAGAGAACAGCUCAGCGGGCGAUUGGUUCUCGGAGGAUGCGACGUCUGAUGACAUUGAAGACACUCAGGCCGGAAAGUCCAGGAGAAAGAGAUAUCGCCGAUUCUUGAAGAAGAUUGGUGGAACCUGGGCUGAGCGCUACAGUGUUUCGCUUGUGUCACCGAGCCUGGUUCCCAACUAUUUCCCCACGUUGCGGGUCGUCGAAUACAACAUCACUGGCCUUGAUACGAUUAACGAGGCCGAAUAUUCAACCGUUAGUGAUAUCUCUGGUCGCUCAGCUAACGAGGUUGAGGAAGAUCCAAUGGACUCUGAGCCGACACAGGAUCUGGGUGUGAAAGACAAAGGAAAGGGAAAGAAGAGGAAGGAUAAAAAGAAGAAAAAGAAGAAGAAGCCAUCAUUCAAGGUUCCAGAGCCCCCGUCCUCCACUGCACCACCGGGGCCGGCAUAUUCGAAUCAGCCAUUGACAUGGCUCGGUUAUACUCAGUAUUUUGCAAAUUUGACAAGGAUUAACAAUGAAUAUGCCAAGCAACAUUAUCUGUUCGCGGAGAAUUUGAUUAGCAUCCCCGAAGGAGAUGGGGUCAACAUGACAGGGUACAAUAACCCUUUUGCCUUCGAGGUUGAAUACAACACUAGAACAGACAAGGUCUACCGACUGGAAGAUCUUACUGUUCGCAGUUAUUUCAAGCUGGCCACUCGGAUAGCAAAGUCCGAAGCUGGUCAGAGCGAGGUAUCGGAAAUAGGGACGUCGAUCAAUGCUACUGAUGACGAUAUUGAACGAGUUACGACGAAACAAAAGUGGAAGAAGACUCGAAACCGAGCAUGGGAAACAUUUCUAAAACGCGCAUUUGUUGGAUACUAUAAGAGUGGUGAGGUCGAUGAGGACUAA
Messenger RNA from Aspergillus clavatus NRRL 1, 2037 nucleotides. RefSeq names its product endopolyphosphatase. Gene Ontology annotation, biological process: polyphosphate catabolic process. The record is from RefSeq and is a predicted model, not a curated record. Bases 1 to 2037 code for a protein of 678 amino acids. NCBI's taxonomy places the organism in Eukaryota, Fungi, Ascomycota, Eurotiomycetes, Eurotiales, Aspergillaceae. Gene Ontology annotation, cellular component: membrane; fungal-type vacuole. Gene Ontology annotation, molecular function: endopolyphosphatase activity; exopolyphosphatase activity. The transcript is spliced from 2 exons.